Messenger RNA from Lutzomyia longipalpis, 797 nucleotides. RefSeq names its product EEF1A lysine methyltransferase 2. The transcript is spliced from 2 exons. Gene Ontology annotation, biological process: peptidyl-lysine dimethylation; peptidyl-lysine monomethylation. The record is from RefSeq and is a predicted model, not a curated record. Lineage: Eukaryota; Metazoa; Arthropoda; Insecta; Diptera; Psychodidae. Gene Ontology annotation, cellular component: cytoplasm. The coding region runs from base 81 to 761 and encodes 226 amino acids. Gene Ontology annotation, molecular function: protein-lysine N-methyltransferase activity.
GACAUAACCUCACAAAAACUUCCAUUGACACUGCUGUUGUUUACCAACAAACCGCAAAAUAAUAAAAUUUUCCCCGGAAAAUGUCAGAAGAGAGUAAAGAAGCUCAAUCAAGUGAAUUAAAUAGCUCCGAAUUGGGUACAAAGGAAUUCUGGGAUGGAAGGUAUGAGCUUGAGAUGCGAAACUACAAAUCUCACGGUGAUGUGGGUGAAAUUUGGUUUGAUGAAAGCAGUCAGGCACGUGUUAUCAAGUGGAUAAUGCAAAAUAGUGAGAUUUCCCACGAAAGCAGAAUCCUGGACAUUGGUUGUGGAAAUGGGAUGUUUCUCGUUGAACUUGCCCAGGAGGGCUACAAAAGUCUCUUUGGAGUCGAUUAUUCCCAACAAGCUAUCGAUUUGGCAACUUCCAUUGCACAAGAUGAAGAAAUUGAGCAUAUAGAAUACAAAGCUGUUGACAUCCUAUCGCCGGACGAAGUGAAAGAGCUGGGAAAAUUUAAAAUAACGCACGAUAAGGGAACUUACGAUGCAAUCUCCUUGUGUCCCGAUGAUCCAACCACAAAGCGCGCAAAGUACCUCGAAAAUGUCCACAGUCUCACUGAAGACAAAGGAAUCUUCAUCAUUACCUCCUGCAAUUGGACUGAAGAUGAACUGAAGAGUUUCUUCGGGGCAAAAUUCCGGCUAAAGCAAAUCCUUCCAACGCCGACUUUUAAGUUUGGUGGGAAAAUUGGAAAUGUUGUCAGCACAGUUGCUUUUGAGAAAUUAUCCUGAAACUGGACAUGAAUAAAAAAUAUUUACUAUUCAACA